This is a messenger RNA of Fraxinus pennsylvanica, 885 nucleotides long. The record is from the annotation of a GenBank genome assembly. NCBI's taxonomy places the organism in Eukaryota, Viridiplantae, Streptophyta, Magnoliopsida, Lamiales, Oleaceae.
AUGGAGCAGUAUGAGAAAGUUGAGAAGAUCGGCGAGGGAACUUAUGGAGUGGUAUACAAGGCCCGUGAUCGCGUGACAAACGAAACUAUUGCUCUAAAGAAAAUCCGUCUGGAGCAUGAAGAUGAGGGAGUGCCGAGCACUGCGAUCAGAGAGAUAUCUCUCUUGAAAGAGAUGCAGCACGGUAACAUUGUAAGGCUGCAAGAUGUGGUGCACAGCGAGAAGCGCUUGUAUUUGGUAUUUGAAUAUCUGGACUUGGACUUGAAGAAGCACAUGGAUUCUUGCCCAGAAUUCUCCCAGGAUCCUCGUCUAGUUAAAAUGUUUCUCUAUCAAAUACUACGCGGUAUUGCUUAUUGUCAUUCUCAUAGAGUCCUUCAUAGAGACUUGAAGCCUCAAAACUUGCUGAUAGACCGCCGAACUAAUGCAUUAAAGCUUGCAGACUUUGGAUUGGCCAGAGCAUUUGGCAUUCCUGUCAGGACAUUUACGCAUGAGGUGGUCACCCUAUGGUACAGGGCACCAGAGAUUCUUCUUGGAUCCCGCCACUAUUCUACCCCCGUUGAUGUGUGGUCAGUCGGUUGUAUAUUUGCCGAGAUGGUGAACCAACGACCAUUGUUUCCUGGUGACUCUGAGAUUGAUGAACUUUUUAAGAUUUUCAGUAUCACGGGAACUCCGAAUGAAGAUACAUGGCCUGGAGUGACAUCUUUGCCGGAUUUUAAAUCUGCAUUUCCAAAAUGGCUUCCUAAGGACUUGGCAACUGUGGUUCCAAAUCUUGAUGCAGCUGGUCUUGACCUCCUUAGAAAAAUGCUCUUCUUGGAUCCCAGCAAAAGAAUCACGGCCAGAAGUGCUCUCGAGCACGAGUACUUCAAGGAUAUCGGGUUUGUCCCCUGA